AUGCUGCCCAGGCUCCUUGUUUUCUCUGCUCUCAGUCUCCUGGUGUGCGGCAGUCCUACCAUAGUUUCCCGGAAGGAGUGGGGGGCGAGCUCCCUCACCUGCAGCGUGCAGCUGAGCCUGCCCGUGGCCUACCUCAUCACAGAGCAGCUCAGCAGGAUGGAGUGCCGAGAUCGGGCCAGCUGCAGCCAGAUGGUGCGAGUCCUACAGUCCCAAUCAGUCUACAACAAAGUCUGGUGUGAUGUGGCCUUCAACUUCCUGGUUGGGGACGAUGGCAAUGUGUAUGAAGGUGUCGGUUGGCAUGUCCAAGGCUUGCAUGCUCCAGGCUACAGUAAUGUCUCCCUGGGCAUUGCCUUCUUCGGCAGUAAAAUAGGCAACAGCCCCACUCCUGCUGCUCUAUCAGCUGCAGAGGACCUGAUCAACCAUGCCGUCCAGAAUGGCUACCUGUCACCCCAGUACAUCCAGCCACUGCUCUUAAAAGAAGAGACCUGCUUGAUUCCUCAACAUUCAGAGAUGCCCAAGAAAGCAUGCCCCAGUAUCACACCACGAUCUGCAUGGGAAGCCAGAGAGACACACUGCUCUCAGAUGAACCUGCCAGCCAAAUUUGUCAUCAUCAUCCACACUGCUGGGAGAAGCUGCAAUGAGUCUGUAGACUGCUUGACUCGUGUCCGAGACAUACAGUCUUUUCACAUAAACCAUCAAGACUUCUGCGACAUUGCAUAUCACUUUCUAGUGGGCCAGGAUGGUGGAGUGUAUGAAGGAGUUGGCUGGAAUAUCGAAGGCUCUCACACCUAUGGAUACAAUGACAUUGCUUUAGGAAUUGCCUUCAUAGGAAACUUUGUAGAUCAGCCUCCAAAUGCAGCUGCCCUGAAAGCUGCCCAGGACUUGAUCCAGUGUGCCGUGGCCGAGGGGUACCUGAUUCCUGAUUAUCUGCUAAUGGGCCACAGUGAUGUGUCCAACAUUCUGUCCCCUGGACAGGCACUGUAUGACAUCAUCAGGAAAUGGCCUCACUUCAAGCACUGA
Chionomys nivalis (European snow vole) is the source of this 1020-nucleotide messenger RNA. RefSeq names its product peptidoglycan recognition protein 3-like. Gene Ontology annotation, molecular function: N-acetylmuramoyl-L-alanine amidase activity; zinc ion binding. The record is from RefSeq and is a predicted model, not a curated record. Lineage: Eukaryota; Metazoa; Chordata; Mammalia; Rodentia; Cricetidae. Gene Ontology annotation, biological process: peptidoglycan catabolic process. The transcript is spliced from 7 exons. The coding region runs from base 1 to 1020 and encodes 339 amino acids.